CACCGACGGAAACUAAGGAAGCUUUUCCGCCAGUGCAUUCCAUUCGUAGUUUGCAAUAUUAGAUUUUUAAAAUGGCUAAAAAUGGCGAACCUGACUAUGAUCAACUCGGCGAUGAGGGUGAAUGCAAAGUCAAAAUUAUCUGCUUAGGGGAUAGUGCGGUUGGCAAGUCAAAAUUGGUUGAACGGUUCCUUAUGGAUGGAUAUAAACCUCAGCAGCUGUCUACAUACGCAUUAACACUGUUCAACUACAAAACAGAAGUUAAUGGUACCAAAGUCUUAGUAGAUUUCUGGGAUACGGCUGGUCAAGAGCGGUUCAACAACAUGCACCCCUCGUAUUAUCAUCAAGCUCAUGCAUGUAUACUGGUAUUUGAUACAACGAGAAAAGUCACAUACAAGAACAUGCCUCAGUGGCUGAAAGAGUUGCGGGAAUACAGGCCAGAGAUACCGUGUUUAUGUUGUGCUAAUAAAAUAGAUGUUGAUUAUAAUGUUACAAAGAAGAGUUUUGGUUUUGCCAAGAAACAUCGAAUGCCAUUUUACUUCGUAUCAGCAUCUGAUGGUACAAAUGUUGUAAAGAUGUUCACGGAUGCCAUACGAGCUGCAGUCGCAUACAAGAACGACAGCACGGACUUCAUGGAUGAGAUCAUGAGAGAACUGGAGCAUUUUGAGUUGGAGACGAAUUCAAAACGAUCCAACGGCAAGGCUGACAGUAGCUCCAGUUCACCUCGGGACGAUAAAAACGACACUAAAUCUUCGAAUGACAGCUGAGAAUUAUCACCCUUAGAUAAACUUGAUAUUUUUAUUUGUGAAUAUAUUUAUUGACGUUUUGUUUUGGCAAUUGUUACAGCCAUUGCAAUUGUUUUGUCUGCGAAUAGUUUAAGAUGGGGAAAAAGUUGAAGUGAUUAUUAAUAUUAUUAGAUAGAACAUGUUAGUUAAAUCAUAUGCGGCUCUGUUGCAAAAAUGGUUGGAACUUUCUAGGCAAUACAUAGCUGGUACUUUCAUUCCUCAACAACUCUUACAUAAAUUGAAGCUGGAAGUAGUGUAGUAGAGAUAUAAUGAAUCAUGGUUUGAGGAUGAUUUAACUCAAACUUUUUACAGCAAACUCAAUCGAUUUCAUUGCUUGAGAAAUGUGGCAGUACUUCCAAACCAACACUCCUACAGAGUGACUCCUAUAGAUCCAAAUUACAAACUUCUUUGUCGGGGAUACAGCAAACCACUACAAUCACGAACUGUGUACACGUAUGAGCCUUGUAUAGGGAAAGCUUUACUUAAUGUAUAUGUGUAAACCCUUUGCAUGCUGGGAUAUUUGUCGUCUGCUAAAAUGUCAUCUGCUGAAUUUCUUAAAUUAGCAUUGUCUUCGAUUUUUUUCAAAGAAUACUAUCAGAAUAGCAAACAGUUUGGAUCCUGAUGAGAGGCCACGUCCUGUGGGGUCUCAUCUGGAUCCAAACUGUUUGCAAAGGCCUUCAAAAUUCGGUUCCAGCACUGAAAGGGUUAAGUGUCAUCCCAGAUCAGGGACCACACUUUCUGAUUUGAUGGUAUUUUUUGUUUAAAGAAAGCAUCUUCUUAGCUUAACUCUUUCAGUGCGGGAACCGAAUUUUUAUGGCCUUUGCAAACAGUUUUGGUCCAGAUGAGACGCCACAGAACGUGGCGUCUCAUCUGGAUCCAAACUGUUUGCUAUUCGGAUGGUAUUCUUUGAAAAAAAUUGAAGAAAAUGCUAUUUUAGAAAUUGAGCAGAUGACAUUUUAGCAGAUGACAAAUUUCCCAGCAUGCAAAGGAAUAAAUCAAUAUAAGGAGGAUAGUGUUGUUCCAAAUUAAUUUUGGAUGACACUACGCUCAUGCACUUAUAAGCCCAGAUUUCUCAUUACAAGGAUCAUGUAAUAUUGCUGUUGCAUCAGUGUGGAAGCCUGUAUUCAAAAAGCUUUUGAUAGAUAACCUUAGUAGGAGCUAAGUAAACGUUUGUAAAUGUUGUCUCAUCUUGUUAUGUUUGUUAUGUAAUACUAAUUCAUGUGUUUGUAAUUAAUUAAAUAUUGGAGACACUGUCUUUACUAGAAUUAAAAAAAUACAGCACAUAUUAGAAGUUAAGCAAUAUGUUGAGAUACUUUUUUUAACAUGUGUUGACAUCUUUAUUUUUUACGACUAUGGACCUUGAAGUUUCUGCAAAGACAUUAACUGAGUCAAAUAUAUUAUAGAAGACAAAUGUUCUUAGAGCACCAUCUAUUUUUAAGCGUUCUGCUUUUGUAUUUGGCUAAUUGCACUUCAUUAGAGUAUUUUGAUAUUAUAUAUUGUUUAUCAGUAGAUUUUGCACAAGUCUUGCUACUGGGAGGAAUAUGUUGGGUUCAUAUAUAUUGUUAUUUAUUUAAUUAUACUGACAAUUAUUUGCUAUAUUUGAGACACAUUAAUUUCAUGUAUCGUUGAGAUUUACAAGAAGUCUUUAAUUUAAAAACUUAUCUUAUAGUAUAACAUAAAGUUGAAACUUCCAUAUUCAUAAUAGAAUUAUUAACAUUCUUAUAGUGGUUCUGCAUAGAAUGACAUCAUAUUUUUCUUAACAUAUGUGGUGUAAUGUACUUAUACUUGGUCAGGAAAUUACAGAAAAAAAUUCUCAGGGGUGUAUGAUUGAAUUGUCUUGUAUGCAAAUUACUUGCCUCAAUAGUUCUUAUGUGUCACCUAAAAAGGCUUUUGAACAUUUAAUAGUAUGAUUUCUUCUUUGUUUGUUGAAUUGAAAAAGAUUAAACGGAUGCUGAUUAUCAAAUUAUGGUUUCAAGAAUAGGCCAGUGUGUUGUUACUCAAUCAUAUAAGUAAAUGACCAUUCAAUUUCUCUAUAAAGCAGUGAUUCAAUAAACCACAUAUUUACUGGCUUGUUGAAAAACAAAAUGAGUAGCAAUCUGGGAAAAUGGGGCUUAAUGCAUGGGGCUAAAGUGUUGUCCAAAUUUAGCCAGUGUAGUCCGCACAUGCUUAUCAGAGUUGACACUUUCCGCUUUUUUGUUAUUAUCUGUUUAAAGGAACUCUCUUCUAGGUGAAAAUUCAGUAAUUGCAGAAAGUGCUGUCCCUUAUUUAGCUGUGCCUUAUGCACAGGCUAAUCUGGGACUACACUUUGUGCACAUGCAUUAAGCCCUGUUUUCCCAGUGUGUGGCUCAUUAUGCCGCUCAUGUGUUUAGAAGGUAGCCCAGAUUCCUACCUUAAAGGGUUAAAAUUAUAUGCAGUACUUGCUUGUUUACAUCUUGUUUUGAUCUGUGCUCUACUGGUGUUAUUUGAGUCAUGUUCUGGGUCAGCUGGGAUUAAUGCAUGUGUGUAAAGUGUCGUCCCAUAUUAGUCUGUGUGUAAUGCACUGCAGGGAAAACACUUUUUGUCUUGCUGGAGUUUUGUUUAGAAGAUACCUCCUAUCAAAGAAACAUAAAAUAAGAAUUAUAUGAAAGUGGAAAGUGUUUUCCCAGAUUCACCUGUAUGUUAUGCACAUGAAUAAUUCAAGCCCAAUGUUCACUGAACAAGGCUCAUUUAAUCUAAUGCCAUGAGAAGUUGUAAUGAUCAUGAUGGUACUUUAAAGCACUUGCAUGGAGUGUAAUUUCUCCAAGUCCUUGUGUGUUGAAAUGGUGGAUAUUUGUUCAAAAUAUGUUAUAUCAUUCAUUCAAAAUAUAAGUUAUAUCAUCAAAAUGUGGACACAAAUCUGACAUCUUAAUCUGUAAUAAUAUUGUUAACAAUAUUAGCAUGACUAAGUGCUUUAAUUAUUUACCUAUUUGUGUGCUUUAUUAAUUUUAAAAUGAUUCCAUAACUGUAUUUUGAAUGCUUUAUUUUCCAUAGAUUCCAUAUUAGUGUGUGCGACAUAUGACUAUUUCUCACCGUCAUAUUAUAGUGCCAAUAUAUAGAAGUUUUUUAUGUGUUUAUUUUUCUGGUCUUGAUGUUACACUUGUCUAAUUUGUGUUGCCAAAGUUUAAAUCUUCCUUCAGUAUGUAAUUGAUAGUUACUGUAGAUAUUCUGUGUAUGCAUAACGUUAAGCCUCGACUUCUAUGUUUUGUAUUAUUAAGGACUUACAUACCAAGCUUCAGUACCACAUGUACAACAAGGACUUACAUACCAAGCUGCAGUACCACAUGUACAACAAGGACUUACAUACCAAGCUGCAGUACCACAUGUACAACAUCUCAAAUAUGUUUCAAUUUGUUCAUGAGGUUCUUUUACUUUAUUGUAAAAAAUAAACACAACUAACCUGAUUUUCAUCUUUGUUAAAAUGAUGGCUGUCUUUUACAGUUGCCUAAAAGUAAGCCUUUAAAAUAAAGCAUUUUAAAGAGCUGUUUCCAUUUAUGUAAACAUUGGUUUAUUAAGUUAUAAAAAUGUUAAUGAGUAUGGUAUGCACACAUUUGCUUUGUUGUUUGUUACUUGUAAAUAUUGCUUCGUUUUUGUUGUAUCCACAUUGUAUAUAAUAAUACAUAAAUAUAUUGAUAAUAUAUCUUUAUAUUUCUAACUGUUAUAUAUUAACAGUGCUAUUCAAUUCUGGAGGAAAUGUAUGUUGUGUAUUUUUGACAGCUACUGUUUGGUAUUGACCUAAAAAAAAGUUCACCUUACAAAAUAUAUUUUUAGAAAGAACAUAAUAAAAUUGAUAUAAUUAUGUAUCAUGCAUUGCUAUUUAAAAUAUUUUUUACUGUACAAUUAUGUGUAUUAAAAGAUUAAGUUAAAUAUUCGUGAUAAUGAAAUAGAGUCAAAUGUGUUUGUAUAGUGAUGCACCAGGCAUUAAUAAAAACAAGAAUCAAAAUUGGUUAUUAAAAUCAUUAUUUAAAAUGCUUUUUUCUUCAAAUACUUGUAGAUUUACAUAUAGGAUUUAAUAUUGACAUAUGUUGUUAAGAUUUUGGCAGUUUAGGAUAGUUGUUUUUGAACCAAAGAUAAUUUUGAUUAUCCAGUUAUUUACACCGGUGAGGGGAAUUUUAGUUUAACAGUAUGAACUAGUCAUUCUUAUAUAAAAGCUGACUGGUUUAGAGGUACACUAGAUGUAGGUUUUUAAGUUAAAGAUAUGGUUGAACAUAUAUUAACCGAAACAUGGUGAAGAAUUCGAAUUUGUUAUGUUUUUAUACAUUAAACAUGCAUUCUUUUUUUCUGUCGAUAUUGUUGAUAAAUCCGUCUUCAAAGUAACACACUGAUGUGCAUACACUGGGCUGUAACCAUUUUAAUUUUAAAGCCAAUUUGAGAUAACCAUAAAAUUAUUGUAAAAAUAAUGUAUUGACCUGGAAACAACCAUGCUUUAAAUGACUAAUUUAGAUACCGGUAACGGUCUUUACAAUCUUUGUUUUCCACUUAAACAGAAUGUUGACCAUCAUUUGAAAUCGGCUUUAACACAUCUAAAAUAUAAAUUUUAAACAUAUUAAAUACAUGUAUUGUUAACUGCAAGGUAGUUUUAAGAGUAAUGAAGUAUCUCUAAGAAAUGAUUGAUGUUUAGCCAAGAAAUAGUCUUGUCUUGAUGUAGCCUUUGUAAGGAGAAACAUGGACUUUAUAACCAAGUUAUGAAUAAUGUAUGCCACAUGACUAGUGAACCCCUCAUAGCCCCUUUGUGGGGUUUUUCUCUUCAAUGUUGUUAUCAUAAUGCUUGAAUCUGUAAAUUAUAUAAUUUAUUACUAAUAGUGAAGGUUCAUUUACUAAAAUGUAUAUACACCCCCUCCUAAACUGAAGAUGUGGCAGCUAUAUACUGGAUUCCACAGGGACAUCUGUCUGUUAGUCCGUCUAUGAGUCUGUAGACACUUUAACUCUUUAACACUUUCAUAAAUAUUUUGACGCAUUUGUAGUCCCUUAGAAAGUUAAAUUUAAUUGAAGGCCUUUCUUACUAGAUUCAAAUGAUGAAAGCUGCAUUUCCAACCCUUAAAAACCGAUGAGCAGCAAACAGCAUAAAACCUGAAUAGACUGCGAGUUUGCACAUAGCCAUAUUCACUUUGCUUCUGAGUGGGAAAGGGUUAACUUUACCAACAAAGUACUCUUAGGCCUUUCAACACACUACCUUCAAACUUGCAUAGAUUGUUCCCUAUGUCAUGAUUCGUACAUGAUAUUGUUAAUAUCUUUCAUGAAAAGCUGUUAUGCGCCUUUAAUUAAGACAUUUUUUAUGUGAUUAUUACAACUUGUCACAUCAAGACAUGUAAAGACAUAUGGUGUUGGGGGUAUUUAUUACUACCGUACCAAGCUCUAGUUUUAUUAAUGAAUAUUCUUCCUUUAUAGCCAUAUGGUAAAGUUGUUUUAAUGUGACACAUUUUAGCAAAGCUGGCUUGUGUAGUUUGCAUCAUUCACUGUGGGACAUAGUCAGUUGUAGAGCAUCCAUAUGAGUCAAGGUUUUUAAUUUAGAGACUUUUGUUUGAUUCUUCAAUGCAAUGCUAUGAAAAUAAAUUUAAAAUCCC
Messenger RNA from Dreissena polymorpha, 6361 nucleotides. Its product is annotated as rab-like protein 2A. Lineage: Eukaryota; Metazoa; Mollusca; Bivalvia; Myida; Dreissenidae. The record is from RefSeq and is a predicted model, not a curated record. Gene Ontology annotation, cellular component: Golgi apparatus; endosome. The transcript has 8 exons. Gene Ontology annotation, molecular function: GTPase activity; GTP binding. The coding region runs from base 72 to 764 and encodes 230 amino acids.